Messenger RNA from Phytophthora nicotianae INRA-310, 420 nucleotides. RefSeq lists its product as hypothetical. NCBI's taxonomy places the organism in Eukaryota, Oomycota, Peronosporomycetes, Peronosporales, Peronosporaceae. The coding region runs from base 1 to 420 and encodes 139 amino acids. The transcript has a single exon. The record is from RefSeq and is a predicted model, not a curated record.
AUGCUGCCGCCAACCAUCUUGGUGGUCAUUCAAGAGUCAUGCAAGACGAAGCGUUCACGACUCCAGCUGCUGCUGCUGCUGCUGCGCCUGCGGAUGAUGGUCAGAGAGAGGAACUAUCUGAAAAGCGAUGCGCUCAUCUCACCUCUACAGUCUCCCUGGCACGUCAUGUACGCUGGUCGAGCCGACGGCAGCUUUGUUGCCACCGUGUCAAUUCCACCUCGCGCUUUUGACGAGCUUCUGAAGGUUUUCUCAAGGUAUUACGUCGUAGCGUCAGGUCUCGGCCGACGUGGGCGCCCUCCUGCACUAGUAGUGAAGCAUGCUGCUUUAGCGUGCGUGCUACACUACUACACUGCGGCUGUUGAGGCCAAGACACUCUGUGAGCUCUUUGGAAUCCCCCUGCAACACUAUCACGCGUCCUAA